AUGCAGCCAGUCCUCAAAGCUGAGAGUGUGGUCUCCAGCCUGCAGCUCCCAGAGCCUCUGGCCCAGGUUUCCCCAGCCCCACCCAGGUUCCUCCUGGUCUUCUCCUGCCUUGUUCUCUCAGUGUUUUCCACCAUCAAGGAGUAUGAGAAGAGCUCAGAGGGUGCCCUGUAUAUCCUGGAAAUCGUGACCAUCGUGGUAUUUGGUGUGGAGUACUUUGUGAGGAUCUGGGCGGCUGGCUGCUGUUGCCGGUACCGAGGCUGGAGGGGGAGGCUCAAGUUUGCCAGAAAGCCCUUCUGUGUGAUUGACAUCAUGGUGCUCAUUGCCUCCAUCGCUGUGCUGGCUGCUGGCUCCCAGGGGAAUGUCUUCGCCACCUCUGCGCUCCGGAGCCUGCGCUUCCUGCAGAUCCUGCGCAUGAUCCGCAUGGACCGGAGGGGGGGCACCUGGAAGCUGCUGGGCUCGGUGGUCUAUGCGCACAGCAAGGAGCUGGUGACUGCCUGGUACAUCGGCUUCCUUUGCCUCAUCCUAGCCUCGUUUCUGGUGUACCUGGCAGAGAAGGGGGAGAACGACCACUUUGACACCUACGCAGACGCACUCUGGUGGGGCCUGAUCACCCUGACGACCAUUGGCUACGGGGACAAGUACCCUCAGACCUGGAACGGGCGGCUCCUGGCGGCGACCUUCACCCUCAUUGGCGUCUCUUUCUUCGCUCUGCCUGCCGGCAUUCUGGGGUCUGGCUUUGCCCUGAAAGUCCAGGAGCAGCACCGGCAGAAGCACUUCGAGAAGCGGCGGAACCCAGCGGCCGGCCUCAUCCAGUCUGCCUGGAGGUUCUAUGCCACCAACCUGUCUCGCACAGACCUGCACUCCACAUGGCAGUAUUACGAACGCACGGUCACCGUCCCCAUGUACAGCUCGCAAACUCAAACCUACGGGGCCUCCAGACUUAUCCCACCCCUCAACCAGCUGGAGCUGCUGAGAAACCUCAAGAGCAAAUCUGGCCUCACCUUCAGGAAGGAGCCUCCGCCAGAGCCAUCACCAAGUAAAGGCAGACCGUGCCAAGGGUGCCUGUGUGGAUGCUGCCCGGGACACUCUAGUCAGAAGGUCAGUUUGAAAGAUCGUGUCUUCUCCAGCCCCCGGGGAGUGGCUGCCAAGGGGAAGGGGUCUCCCCAGGCCCAGACGGUACGGCGCUCUCCCAGUGCUGACCAGAGCCUGGACGACAGCCCCAGCAAGGUGCCCAAGAGCUGGAGCUUCGGUGACCGCAGCCGGGCCCGGCAGGCCUUCCGCAUCAAGGGUGCGGCGUCCCGCCAGAACUCGGAAGAAGCAAGUCUCCCCGGGGAGGACAUCGUGGAGGACAACAAAAGCUGCAACUGCGAGUUUGUGGCGGAGGAUCUGACCCCGGGCCUCAAAGUCAGCAUCCGAGCUGUGUGGAUAGAUAUGAUUGUGGGCCCCCCACCCCCUUCAACUCCCCGGCAUAAGAAGUACCCCGCCAAAGGACCCACGGCCCCUUCGAGAGAGUCACCCCAGUACUCACCUAGGAGGACGGGCAGGGCCUGGCCCCACGAUGCUGAACUCACGCUCGGGGGCCGGGUCUCUGUUCCUGGCAGAGUGGACCAGAUCGUGGGGCGGGGCCCGGCGAUAACCGACAAGGACCGUGCCAAGGGCCCGGCGGAGGUGGACCUGCCCGAGGACCCCAGCAUGAUGGGACGGCUCGGGAAGGUGGAGAAGCAGGUCUUGUCCAUGGAGAAGAAGCUGGACUUCCUGGUGAGCAUCUACACUCAGCGCAUGGGCAUCCCCGCGGCCGAGACCGAGGCUUACUUUGGGGCCAAGGAGCCGGAGCCGGCGCCCCCCUACCACAGCCCCGAGGACAGCCGAGAGCACACGGACAAGCACGGCUGCAUCAUCAAGAUCGUGCGCUCCACCAGCUCCACCGGCCAGAGGAACUACGCCGCGCCCCCGGCCGCGCCCCCGGCCCAGGGCCCCCCGUCCACCUCGUGGCAGCAGCAGGGCCACCAGCGGCACGGCGCCUCCCCGGUCGGGGACCACGGUUCCCUGGUGCGCAUCCCGCCGCCCCCCGCGCACGAGCGGUCCCUGUCUGCGUACAGCGGUGGCCACCGGGCCAGCACCGAGUUCCUGAGGCUGGAGGACGCCCCGGCCAGCCGGCCGCACGAGGCGCUGCGGGACAGUGACACGUCCAUCUCCAUCCCGUCCGUGGACCACGAGGAGCUGGAGCGGUCCUUCAGCGGCUUCAGCAUCUCCCAGUCCCGGGAGAACCUGGACGCCCUCAGCAGCUGCUACGCAGCCGUGGCGCCGUGCGCCAAAGUCAGGCCCUACAUCGCCGAGGGCGAGUCGGACACGGACUCGGACCUCUGCACGCCCUGCGGGCCGCCGCCGCGCUCCGCCACGGGCGAGGGCCCCUUUGGCGACGUGGGCUGGGCCGGGCCCAGGAAGUGA
This is a messenger RNA of Dipodomys ordii (Ord's kangaroo rat), 2448 nucleotides long. RefSeq names its product potassium channel, voltage gated KQT-like subfamily Q, member 2 (gene Kcnq2). Gene Ontology annotation, molecular function: voltage-gated potassium channel activity. Gene Ontology annotation, cellular component: membrane. Gene Ontology annotation, biological process: transmembrane transport; potassium ion transport. The record is from RefSeq and is a predicted model, not a curated record. Bases 1 to 2448 code for a protein of 815 amino acids. Lineage: Eukaryota; Metazoa; Chordata; Mammalia; Rodentia; Heteromyidae. The transcript is spliced from 17 exons.